Molecule: messenger RNA, 477 nt
Organism: Dentiscutata erythropus
Lineage: Eukaryota; Fungi; Glomeromycota; Glomeromycetes; Diversisporales; Gigasporaceae
Source: the annotation of a GenBank genome assembly
AUGGGGAGUAUAACUUUAUUGAUAAGUAAGCAUAAUGUUAAAAUUAGGAGAAUCAAGGCUUGUUUCAAACAUACAAGUCUAGCAAUAGUUGAUCAUCAUGCUGGACUUUUUACUUUAAAAGUUUUUAAGAAUCAAUAUGUGAUAGAAUUUCUCUUACCUACUGGUGAAUGCUAUAGAGAAUGUGAACGAUUUGCAAAAAGAAUUGUUAAUAAUAUGAAUGACAUCCCAACUUGGUUAAUUGGGAUGAGCCCUAAUAAUACUGAUGAGCCACAGUUAUCAAAGGAAACUAUAGUUCGAUUUUUACUUGCUUCUGAUCUAGUAUGGAGUCCAAGCCUUUAUAAAAUUCAGAAAAUUGUUGUUGGAAAAAAUUCACCAAUACCUGUAUUAUAUUAUUUAGAUGAAACAGGUCCUCAAUGUCCUUUUGUAAGAGAAAAAUUAAUAUAUAUUAAAGAAAAACCUAUAUUACCUUCCAGGUAG